This is a messenger RNA of Triticum dicoccoides, 830 nucleotides long. RefSeq names its product type-5 thionin-like. Gene Ontology annotation, biological process: defense response. The transcript has 3 exons. NCBI's taxonomy places the organism in Eukaryota, Viridiplantae, Streptophyta, Magnoliopsida, Poales, Poaceae. Bases 86 to 493 code for a protein of 135 amino acids. The record is from RefSeq and is a predicted model, not a curated record.
CAUCCAAAUCUAGCCUCAGAAGCCCUUGAACCAAAGCCCCCAUUAUUACUUGUGCCUCCUGGAGGAGAGCCCGGCAGCCAUAGCCAUGGGAGGAAGCAAGAGGGGUCUGGGGAGUGUGAUCGUGUGUUUACUCGUGCUGGGGCUGGUCCUCAAGCAGGUGCAACAUGUAGAGGGCGUGGAUUGCGGCGGGAGCAUCUUCAAAGUGGCCUGCUACCAUUCUUGCCUUCUCGGUCCUAGUACAGUGUUUCAGUGCGCAGACUUCUGUGGCUGUCACCUCCCCGCUGACUUGGCCUUUGUACGCAGCUCCGAUGAACUAAACACCAUUGAGUAUUGCAGCUUAGAAUGUAGGUCUUCCAUGUGUGACAACAUGGUCAUGGUCAACAUAGCUAUCAACAGUGAAGAGAUGAAACUCUAUGUGAAACUCUGCGGUGAUGCUUGUGAUAGUUUGUGUAAGGGGAAUGCUCUCCUGGCAUCCCUUGAUCUUGAUGACUAAUAAUGGAUAAGCAUGGUCUGAAAUUUCACAGGCCAAAGUUACGUCUCGCCUUCGUGUUCAAUAAAACUGGAUCCCAUUGAGAGUAUCCAAACCAGUGUGCCAGUUUGUUCAUGUGCUUGUGUGUAUUUUCUUUCGUUGCUACAAUAAAAGAUAUUACAUGUGUCAUUUGCCUAUGGAUAUAAACUCUAUGAGCAUAUGCCUCGUGUAAUAUUAUUUGGUCUUCAAUUUAUUUUUUUUAGGCUUGACCUCAAGUUGUUUGAUGUAUGUGAUGUAAACCAUGAAAUGGAUCUUUUUUUUCCGCAUUUUCAGUGAACACUUCGCUGCAGUAUUCUGUUGA